Messenger RNA from Strongylus vulgaris, 927 nucleotides. The record is from the annotation of a GenBank genome assembly. Lineage: Eukaryota; Metazoa; Nematoda; Chromadorea; Rhabditida; Strongylidae.
AUGGUUGGGGCCGUUGAGAUUUUUCCUGCUUUGAAAUCGACGGUUUUGCCUGAUUUAGAUGGCUCUCGCUUCGAAUUGUUCACGUCGUACUCAAAGAUACGAGUGCCAGAAGGUGAUACAUAUUACUCAACCGGACCAUAUGGACAUUUUGCAACGUACAGCGUUGAAACAAGGGAGCGAGUUCGAUGCAUAAGUGCAGAAACAGGCGUACCAAUGUCGACUCAGUGGAGUCCGAUUCCGUAUUACUAUCCCAUUCAGAUUGCCCAGUAUGGACUUCAACACUAUAGCAGAAUGAUGGUGAAUAAGUCAGACAACGAAGUGGUGGUAAGGGGACUGGAAAGUAAUGAGUGGAAAGGUUCUGCUGCUAUGGAUGAAUCCAGCGAACGAAUUUUCUAUCAUGACGAGGAAAAGGGCGACGUUGUCAAUAUAACGGCAAGCGGUUGGUUCUUUUUAGGUUGCUCUACGGGUCUUAGACUAACCUGCAAUGCUGGUUGUUAUUUGUUUCUGGAUCCAUCCCCACGACUUCAUGUGGUGUCUUUCGAUUGGCUACCUAUUGAGAAUGCUUCGUUCACAAUUUUGGUGAAAGUUAUCCAGUCCGACUUGCUCGUACUACUUAAUUAUGUUACCACACAUGAUCCUCGCUGUGUAUGGAAUGAUACCGUUUCCUUUGCGGGUGCUGAUCAGGUAUCAUUCUCGUACUCUCUCGGUAACCUUGCAAACCAAUGGCAUUCUGUUACCCGUGAUGCGUUGGUGGACGCUUCUCGAGCAUUGUCAAGCAUGAAUGUGAGCAGGAAGAAAGAAGGAAAUGUUGUUUUGCAUCCAGGUGACGUUAAGUUGGUAUCUGUGGGAUUCCGUGGCAUGGUUGUAGUGCGACAACGUAUCGAACAAUCUGAAAAUGCUCAUCGAAAAUCAUUUCUGACAGCUGCU